This is a messenger RNA of Chinchilla lanigera (long-tailed chinchilla), 1532 nucleotides long. RefSeq names its product protein serine kinase H2 (gene Pskh2). Gene Ontology annotation, biological process: protein phosphorylation. The record is from RefSeq and is a predicted model, not a curated record. The coding region runs from base 1 to 1224 and encodes 407 amino acids. The transcript is spliced from 3 exons. Gene Ontology annotation, molecular function: protein kinase activity; ATP binding. NCBI's taxonomy places the organism in Eukaryota, Metazoa, Chordata, Mammalia, Rodentia, Chinchillidae.
AUGGUGACCGGGCUGGACCGCCCGCAGGGGUCAUCCCCCAGCCUGGGGCAGACGGUGGCGCGCCCCGCCCGCUUCAGUCCUGCCCGGAGCCGGAGCGGGAUGGGCUGCGGCGGCAGCAGGAAGGUGGUCCCUGAGCCGCCGGAGCUGGGCCAAGGCCGCGCGCAUCCUGGGUUUGAGGCAGUGGCCCAAGCAGCUCGGAGCAUGCAAGUGGCUCAUUUCCGAGCCAGGUUCCACACGCGGGUCCUCGCCAGAUACGACAUCAAGGCUCUCAUCGGAACAGGCAGUUUCAGCAAGGUGGUCAGGGUGGAGCAGAAGACCACCAAGAAACCCUUUGCAAUAAAAGUGAUGGAAACCCGGUUGAGAGAAGGCCGGGAAGCGUGCGAGGCUGAGCUCGGUGUCCUCAGGCGGGUCUGCCACCCUUACAUUGUGCAGCUCAUGGAGAUCUUUGAGGCCCAGGACCGAGUUUACCUGGUGAUGGAGCUGGCGACCGGAGGGGAGCUCCUAGAGAGACUCAUCGCUCAGGGACCUUUUACAGAGCGGGAUGCUGUCAGAAUCCUCUGCAUGGUUGCGGAGGGGAUUAGGUAUUUGCAUGCUUUGCAAAUAACGCAUAGGGACCUAAAGCCUGAAAAUCUCUUAUACUAUCAUCCAGGUGCGGAGUCCAAAAUCUUAAUCACAGACUUUGGGUUUGCCCACUCGGGGAAAAAAAGCGGCGACUGGAUGAUAAGGACGCUCUGUGGGACCCCAGAGUACAUGGCCCCUGAAAUUUUGCUAAGGAAACCUUAUACCAGCGCCGUAGACAUGUGGGCUCUGGGUGUAAUCACCUAUGUUUUACUUAGUGGAUCUCUGCCUUUUGAUGAUGAAAGCCAUGCAGAGCUUUACAGGAAGAUUCUGAAAGGCAAAUAUAAUUAUACCGGACAGCCUUGGCCAAGUAUUUCCCACUUGGCGAAGGACUUUAUAGACAAGCUGCUGAUUUUUGAGGCUGGUCAUCGAAUGUCAGCUGGCCAGGCCCUGGAUCACCCCUGGGUGAUCACCGUGGCUACAGGGGCUUCAGUGAAGAAUCUGCAGAGAGCCAUCUCCCGGAACCUCAGGCGGAGGCUGCCUCCCCACUCUCAGAGUCCUGGAUCUGCUCAGUCUUCUAAGUCAUGUUACUCUCACAGAUCAAAGCAUAUGUGGACCAAGAGAAGCUUGAAGACAGCAGAAACAUCUCUGUCUGCACUUUUAUAAGCAGAUGAUCUCCAGGGUCAUUUUACCCAAUUUUAAGUCUGAUCUGCUAACUUCAUUAAUGGCAUUAAGUCAAGAGGGACCAUUUCAUCAUGAUUAGGGCAGCCUAAAUUGCUGAGGACUUGGGAGCAUGUCAUUACUUUAAAAUAGUGUUGCCCUUUACCAUUUUGUUGGUUGUAUUUAGUCCUGGGGUUUGAACUCAUGGCCUCACAUGUAUUAAGCAAGCAUUUAGUAUUGAGCUAUGCCCUAGCCCUUUUAGUUUUACUUUAGAGACAGAGUUGCAACCCAGGCUGGUCUCAGACUUGUGCUCU